This is a messenger RNA of Halteromyces radiatus, 841 nucleotides long. Its product is annotated as RNA polymerase III subunit Rpc25-domain-containing protein. Gene Ontology annotation, biological process: DNA-templated transcription; transcription initiation at RNA polymerase III promoter. Gene Ontology annotation, molecular function: DNA binding; DNA-directed RNA polymerase activity. The transcript has 6 exons. The record is from RefSeq and is a predicted model, not a curated record. The coding region runs from base 38 to 682 and encodes 214 amino acids. Lineage: Eukaryota; Fungi; Mucoromycota; Mucoromycetes; Mucorales; Cunninghamellaceae. Gene Ontology annotation, cellular component: RNA polymerase III complex.
UUUUUUUUUUCUGUUCUUCGUCAAUAGUAAAAGUAUCAUGUUCGUUUUGGCUGAACUUGAAGAUACUGUGAAAAUUGUACCAAAUGAUUUUGGGAAGAACGAUAAUGAUGCAGUGACAGAUGCCCUUAACGUGAAAUACGCCAACAAGGUUGUCCAAGAAGUAGGAUUAUGCAUCUGUGUACAUGAUAUUUUAUCAACGUCUGAAGGAUUUAUUUUAUAUGGUGAUGGUUGUAGUUAUAUCAAAGCGACGUUUCGAUUGACAGUUUUUCGACCUUUUGUUGGUGAAGUAUUAACGGGACGAAUCAAAAGUUGCUCUCCAAAUGGUGUCAAAGUGACGAUGGGCUUCUUUGAUGAUAUACAUAUCCCUGGUGCAACUCUUCAACCGGGCUCAGAAUUUGAUCCGGCUGAACAAGUAUGGGUAUGGAAUUAUGAUGGAGAGAAAUUGUAUAUGGAUAUUGAUGAACCUAUUCGAUUUCGUGUACUUCGCGAAAUAUUUACGGAUACAACACCAACACUUCAUCCAACUGGUGGUGGUGGUGGAUCUUCUGGACGACGACAUUCUGUGGCCGAUUUAUCAGCAAGUAAUGAUUUGGUAGCCAAUUCUAUAAAGAUACCCCCGUAUGCUUUGACGUGUACGAUACAAGAAGAUGGCCUCGGAUUAUUGUCUUGGUGGGGUAGUUGAAGAACAAAGAUUAUCAUCCAUACCACUUUGUAUUUCUUAGACACAAUUAUAUAUUUUUUUUAUUUUUAUUUUUAUUAUUAUUUCUUCAUUUGCAACAAAAUUCUCUUCAUUAUUUUUAUGUAUAUUUUCAUUCUUAUUUAUCUUUUGAACUUCAAUAAA